GGUUGCGUCAUACUUGGGCUGAGGCUGCGAGUUACCAGGCAGCUCGAGCAGACAGGCGGAGAUAAUGUUCCGCGUAUCAGCAUGUGAUAGAUGUACAGUGUUGAGUGACACACGUGCUGGCGGCGUGUCGAGAUGGUAGUGGAGGCUGGCACACCCAAGGUAUUGCUUCUGUACGCCUCACAGACCGGCAAUGCUCAGACCAUCGCUGAGAGUCUGAGUGAACAGUUCGGGCAGGCGGGCAUCACUGUGCAGGUGAAGUGCUGCAGUCAGCUGGACUCCCCCGCAGCCCUGCUCCAGGUGUCCUACUUGGUCCUCGUCGCCUCUACCACAGGCGAUGGUGAUCCCCCAGACUCGGCUCGCAAACUGUGGAAGCAGCUGAGGAAGUGGCGAGGUGCCCCCCUCACCCACCUUUCCUACACAGUGCUUGGUCUUGGUGACACCAACUACAAUAACUUCUGUAACUUUGGGAAAAGUGUGGACAAGCAGCUAAAUUCAUUAGGUGCUCAAAGCUUCUACAGGUGUGGAUGGGCAGAUGAUGGUACUGGCCUAGAAUUAGUAGUGGAACCGUGGUGUGAGGGUCUCCAGCCAGUCCUCAAGCUACAUCUGUGCAGUCUCUCCAUGCAAGAGUCCACACUACAAGAUCCUUCAGCAGAUGGAGACAAUAGCCCGGAGAGUGUUUCAAGGACUACUGGUAACAAUGAGGAACUUAAUUGUAAUCAGAAAUAUAAAGGUCCUCUGUGUGAGAACAACAGAGAGCUUGAAAUGGCCAUCUCUUCUGAGAACAAGGAUGUGGUGUCCAAGAUCAUGGCUCACCACAGUAUUGACAUGUUGCCACACCAUGAAGUGGAACAUCUGGCUCUCAGGUGUUGUACUUUUCCUAAGGAUGAUCCACUCUCCAUCCCUGUUCCACCUGCACCAUACCUCACUUUGACCCUCACAGAAAAAUGUGAUACUCCUCAAACCACUCCAAGUUCAGGCACAUUACCUGCAGCAGCCUCCCAGGUGUUCAAGGCACAAGUCAUUAAAAUCAGACAGUUAACACACCCUACUGCUGUCAAGACUGCAUUAGAAUUUACCCUCAAAUUACCAGAGGAAGGAAUUCAUUACCAUCCUGGAGAUGCAAUUGGAAUCCUUGUAAAGAAUCCACAAAAAGAAGUGGAUCUCCUAUUAGGGCUGUUAGGACUGACACAGAUGGCUGAUAAAGGUUGUGAGCUUUCAUUAAUUCCAGAAACUAAGAAGAGAGCAGCAGCAAUACCGAGCUUUCUUCCCUGUAAGAGCUCCCUCAGGCACCUGCUGGAAUAUUGUGUAGAUAUUAGAGCUGUGCCAAAGAAGCCUCUUUUGCGUGCCUUGGCAGAAUACACCACCAACCCUUGUGAGCAGAGAAGACUGUUGGAACUGGUAAGCAAGGAAGGGGCUAAGGAAUAUACCUGUUAUGUGAGGGAGGCUUGUCUGUCCACUCUAGACCUGCUGUUGUUCUUUAGGUCAUGCCGACCGCCUGUUUCUACUCUUUUGGAACAUUUACCUCGUCUUUUGCCCCGCCCAUACUCAGCUGCUUCAUCCCCACUUGCUACGCCAAGCCAUCUUACUUUUGUUUUUAAUGUGGUGGAGAUUUCUCAAGGGAACAGUGUGGCUUUUUCCAGGCAAGGGGUGUGUACUGGCUGGUUAGCAUCGCUGGCCUCGGAUAACUAUGAAACUGGUGAAUCAGUGCCUCCCAUGGAUCUUGAUAUGAGGGAUGUGGAGCAAGCUUUGAGCAACCUCACCUUUGCUAGCAGUGAAGACAUAUUUAUUGAUAUGUACCUGAGAAACAACCAGAGCUUCCAGCCACCAACUGACUCCUCUACUCCUGUUGUGAUGGUGGGUCCUGGAACUGGAGUUGCUCCAUUUGUAGGGUUCCUCAAGCACCGGCAGAAGGUUGGGGUGGGUGUAGGGCAAUGGUGGCUCUUUUAUGGAUGCCGCCACAGGGACAAAGACUUUCUUUACCAAAAGGAACUGAGGGAGCUAGAAGAAGAAGGUGUGUUGAAUCAUUUGAUUGUGAGUUUCUCCAGAGAGGAUGAUGGUCCCAAGUAUGUUCAGGAUAAUUUGAUUAAGUAUGGGACAUCAUUGGCCCCCAUAUUAGACAAGGCCAUUGUUUAUGUGUGUGGUGAUGCCCGCAACAUGGCCAAGGAUGUGUUUGAGGCUUUUGUGUCUGUGCUCAUGAACCACAAAGAAGUGACAGAGGCUGAUGCUAGACAGGUAAUGACCAAGAUGCAGCUGGACAGGAGAUAUCUGCAGGAUGUUUGGACAUGACACAACCUGUCUUUAGUAUUACCUUUAUUUUUAUUGGUGUAUUUUUGUUCAUUAUUAUCAUUUAUUAAUGUUUUAUUGUUAUUAUUUGUCUUGUAUGCAGGAGCUAAGAAUACUGCCAUUACAUUCCCUGUAUGUCAUAAGAGGUGACUAUGCCCAAUGCAGUCUAAACUGGUCAUUUAGGUGUGGCUCUGGGCUUCACCUUGAUUCACCCACUAUUGCCACCUCUCCAUACACUGGGAUUUCCAAUCCCACUCCUUACCUUUUGUCUCUUUCUCUCUCUCUCUGUUUAUAUAUUAAUUGGUGUAUUUCUGAAACUAUUUCCAAUAUCAUUUUAACUUUUGUUCAACAUCACUGUUGAGGUAAAAAUUGAGACAUGUUUUUUGUAUUAAGUAUGACCUUGUUGCUACUUACACCUGCCUCACUUGUUAGUCAAUCCUGACCUGGUUGUAGAAAGGGCUGGUGAACUGUGGAGAUGUGGCAACAGUGAAGGACUAGCUGUCAAAUGGCGAACUCCACCCAAACAACUAUUUUACACUGCGCUGGAUAUAAAAGGGACAGAGAGAGGGAGCCAGGAAAACCCCUUCUCUGCAUUUUUCCAAUGAACAAAGGAAAACAGCGAAUGCCUUGAGUUAUGAAUGUGUGCAUGUAGUGAUGAAAGUAGAAGGGAAGUGACUUGAAAAUUUUUUGUGGAACAGAAAGGAAUUGGAUUCAUAAGCAGUGAGUGAAAGGAAGGAGUGAAUGUGUUUGGAUGUGUGAAUGGAUAGAUGAUAAGCAAAUUGAGAAGGAAAGGAUGGGAGGGUGUGGAUUUGCUCUCAAGUCCAAGGGAACAAAAUUGCAUGUUAAACCAUCAAGAAAUGUUCUCAGGAGUAAUGUGGCUAAAAGUAAAUGAAGUACUACUCUGUAUCUGCCGUAGUAUAAGGGUGGAGAAGGGAAGUAUCAUUAUGAAGCCCCAGCCUAUUAAUAUGUUGAUAUAAUUGUAAUGUUACUGUGUGUGUGGUCCUACAGUCAGAAGACCAGCGUAUUGUCAAGUGGCUACUUGUAAGAAAACACUAUGCUAGGAUUGGUGUGUGUGUGUGUUUUGCUAUAAGAAAGCAGAUGUUAUUUUUGCCACACUAAUAUUGUAUUGCAUAACAAAAAUAAAUGAAUAAUUAGUAACAAUAUAUGCAUUUAUAGAAUAUUACUAAAGGGAAAAAUUAAUAAGUUAACAGGGAUUGCACUAACCAUAGAAGAUAGUUUGAUUAGUACCUACAGCUGCUUCAGUAUAUCAAGAAAUGUGCUUGAAGUGUUAUUAGUUCAGAUUAAAAAUAGUAAGUGCCUUAUUCAGGAAAAGAUUGUCAACUACUCAGUAGAUAAGCUUCAUAAAAUAACUCAUCUUAUAAAAUUCCUAUGAAUUUG
This is a messenger RNA of Portunus trituberculatus (swimming crab), 3681 nucleotides long. Its product is annotated as methionine synthase reductase-like. Bases 133 to 2286 code for a protein of 717 amino acids. The transcript is spliced from 3 exons. Lineage: Eukaryota; Metazoa; Arthropoda; Malacostraca; Decapoda; Portunidae. The record is from RefSeq and is a predicted model, not a curated record. Gene Ontology annotation, biological process: homocysteine metabolic process. Gene Ontology annotation, molecular function: flavin adenine dinucleotide binding; [methionine synthase] reductase (NADPH) activity; FMN binding. Gene Ontology annotation, cellular component: cytosol.